AUGUUGCAAGCAAUGGAUCCGGAUUAUUACCUUGAAGAAGAUACAAUACUGUUGGACUUUGGCGAUGAGAAAAAGGAACAAAAAAAGCCGAUUCCUGGUAAAGCGAUACUAAUUGACAAUAAGGUUGUUGAGGAAAAGCCUUUUAUGACCAAUGACGAAUUACCAGAAGCUGACCUUUAUUUCGGUGGAGAAAAAGAAACAGAAAGUGAACACGAUUUACGAAUGAUCCGAGUGAGUCAACGAGAAGAAAUGUCAAGAUUGGGUAUGACGGUAUCUUCAGGUCAUGUCAUCAUUAAAAAAGAUAAUUCCAAUAUGAUUGGAAUAUCAAUUGGGGGUGGUGGACCUUACUGUCCAUGUCUUUACAUUGUUCAAGUAUUCGACAACACACCGGUAUCGCGUGAAGGAACUUUACAAUCUGGUGAUGAACUUCUUGGUGUCAAUGGAUCGAGUGUUAAAGGAAAAACUAAAGUUGAAGUCGCAAAGAUGAUUCAGUCAGCUGAAAAUGAAGUUACAAUUCAUUACAACAAACUCCAUGCUGAUAACGUUCAAGGUGAAUCUUUGGAUAUUGCAUUGAAGAAGAUUAAACACCGAUUAGUCGAGAAUAUGAGUUCAAAAACUGCUGAUGCAUUAGGAUUGAGUCGCGCAAUUCUUUGCAAUGAUUCAUUGGUGAAACGAUUGAAAGAACUUGAAGGAACUGAAAUCAUGUAUCGCGGUCUUGUUGAUCAUUGCAAACGAGUUUUGAAAGCUUAUUUUAAUGUCUUUCAAAUCAUGCACGUAUUUGGAACUGAAUUUUGUACAAUGUCGAUCCGUGAGCCUCAACCAACUGCAAGUGAAGCUUACAGAGCUUUUGGUGAAAUGCACAGAGGCCUGGAAAAGGAAGGAAUUCUGAUGAUAAAAGCAUUGAAACCAGUGAUUGCUAACUUUGGCACGUACCUCAACAAAGCCAUUCCAGAUACAAAGUUGACAGUCAGAAAAUCCGCCGACAGUAAAUUUGCUUAUCUUUCUUAUUGCCUAAAAGUGAAAGAAAUGGACGAUGAAGAGCAAAGUUACUCAUCAAUUCAAGAACCUCUUUACAGAGUUGAAACAGGAAAUUACGAAUAUCGAUUAAUUCUUCGAUGUCGACAAGAAGCACGAGCAAAGUUUGCAAAAUUGCGUAAUGAUGUUCUUGAGAAAAUUGAACUUCUUGAAGCAAAACACGCUCAAAGUCUUGCUGAUAAUCUGAAAAAGCUCUUAGAAGGUUUGGCAAAAUUCACACAAGAUGCAGUUACAAAGUUUGAAACAACGAAAGGCCUUUUCCCGAUUGAAGUUGAUUUAAAGUCAGAUGCAUUUACAUACAAGUCACAAAAUACUUUCAGCAGUGAUGGAACGGAAGAAGUUGAAGAAGUUGUGCAAGCAGAAGAAGCCAAGGAAACAAAACCUGCGCAACCAUCUGAAGAUUUACUUUCCAAUGGAUCAUUUCUCGAUCAAGAUUUACUAAAUUUAUUGUCAUCAACUGAUCUGCAACCAAAAGACCCAACAAAAACUAAUCAAACUUCUGUUCAAUUGUUAACGAAUGAACUUGCUUCAAUAUCAGCUCCGCUUCUCCCUGACAUCAACAACACCAAAGCCAAUCAAUCUGACACGACAAAAGAUUUACUCUCUGAACUUGGUUUGGAUGAAAUUGAUUUAAAUGUAACUGCAGUCAAAGAUCAACCGAAAAUUUUAUGCUCGAUUGAUGAUUUAUUGAAUUA
This is a messenger RNA of Clunio marinus, 1730 nucleotides long. NCBI's taxonomy places the organism in Eukaryota, Metazoa, Arthropoda, Insecta, Diptera, Chironomidae. The record is from the annotation of a GenBank genome assembly.